CAAGAAGGAAGACAAAGGCACAACCUGACGUUCAGGUUUCUGACAAGAGCCAGCAGAGCCUGAACCUCCAGCAGAGCCCGAGGAGCCUUCAACCCACAGAGCCCCAGGGUUUAAAAAAAAAAUCCAACAACUUCUCAACCUGAAAAAAACCCCAAAAACGAAACAACCAGGACAUCCGACCGAAGAACGAAAAGAGAAGCCUGGCAGCAUGUUUUCAGCGACAAACUCCUCCAAAGUGACGGCCGCCUGUGUCGUGGCAAUAAUGAUGAUGAUGAUGAUCACAGAGGCUGCGGCCAUGCCGAAAACAGGAAGGACACACAAGCAUGGUGCCACGCUAGAAACAGUCUCCCUGCAGCUGGACGCCAAAACUCUGGCCACCCACAGACACACCAGGCUGCUGAACAACGCCUCCAUCUCGCCGUGGACGUACAACGUCACCACUGACGACACUCUGUUCCCUCCCUUCCUGUCGGAGGCUCACUGCCUGCUGCAAGGCUGCCUGAACUCACAGGGCCAGGAGGACCGGAACCUGGAGUCCAGACCCAUCAUGCACCAGGUGCUGCUGCUGCGGCGCAUCAGGCCAGAAGGGUCAGCAGACUACCACUACCGCCUGGAGUCCCGCCUCAUCUCAGUGGGCUGCACCUGUGUCAAGCCUGUGGUCCGAAUCCAGCAGUGAGGAGCAGCAAAACAGGCUCGCGUACGGAAGACCGGGAAUGUCGAGAGAAAACGAAUCCAUCAAGGAUUUCAUGAGAAAUGAUUUUCUCAUCCAACAUGAAAUUGGGGUCCAUACAUGUAAAAUACAGAAUUACCUGCAUGUAAAUAAGAAAAUCCGACAAAAGCGACAAAAAUCUAAUAAUAUCUAAUUUAAAUAUAAUUUAAAGCUGUCAGAGUACGUUUAUUUAAAUGAAUGAGAGCUGAUGACCGACAGACUGACUUCAGUCUGCUGUUUCAUCUCAGUGACUUAGUGAAAUGCUGCUUAGCGUUAAACCUGCCAUCGUUUUGUUUUAUGUAUAUUUCCAGCGAUUAUUAUUAUUAUUAUCAUUACUGUUAUUAUUAUUAUUAAACAGCUCACAUUUACUCCAGAAAUAGAAAAUGGGAGAAACUACACAACCAAACGCACACUGUAGCUGAGAUUUAAAAGCAGAGAUUUAUUUCAUAUUCUUUCUGUUAUUUAUGGUUUAAAGUAAUUUAAUUUUGUUUUAUUUAAGUAUUUUGUGCUCUUCGGUAGAUA
Molecule: messenger RNA, 1231 nt
Organism: Oreochromis aureus
Lineage: Eukaryota; Metazoa; Chordata; Actinopteri; Cichliformes; Cichlidae
Product: interleukin-17F-like
Exons: 3
Coding region: 209-676 (155 amino acids)
Biological process (GO): inflammatory response
Cellular component (GO): extracellular region
Molecular function (GO): cytokine activity
Source: RefSeq, a predicted model, not a curated record